Messenger RNA from Mobula hypostoma (lesser devil ray), 1395 nucleotides. It is a transcript of the gene oacyl, whose product is annotated as O-acyltransferase like. The record is from RefSeq and is a predicted model, not a curated record. Lineage: Eukaryota; Metazoa; Chordata; Chondrichthyes; Myliobatiformes; Myliobatidae. The coding region runs from base 1 to 1395 and encodes 464 amino acids. Gene Ontology annotation, molecular function: acyltransferase activity, transferring groups other than amino-acyl groups. The transcript is spliced from 10 exons.
AUGACGAUAGCUGGGUCCACAUUUAUAACAAUAAAAGAGUGGAAGAGCACUGGCAAAGUAAGGAAAGAUGCUUUAAGCCCAGCUCACAAGAAUUAUGAGACAGUUUCAUGUCACAAAAUAAAUGUUCAACAGUUACAAGAAAGUAUCACAAAAUGCAAGCACGACUCAGCAGAACAUGGUGUAACCAAGGAACCUGAGAAGAACCGCAGAGUAGGAUUCCUUGAAUGGAUACUGACAAGUUUUGCAAUACAAAAGAGUGUGCCUGCCAUGUUGUCCACCCAGAUUACUGCAGGAAGCUACUCUGUGAUAAACGGGAUCCGAGUUCUGAGUUUAUUGUGGAUCAUUUCAGGACAUGUCUGCCAAUUUAUCCUUCUCAAUAAUCUAGAUAAUCCAGUGCAAUGGCUGCUCUCUGUUCCAAACAAUGUCCUCUAUAUAUUUUCGCUUGGUGGCCCUUUUUAUUUGUCAGUGGAUACCUUUCUCCUAAUUAGCGGUUUACUGAGUGCGAGGACACUUCUGAACAAGCAUCAUCAACUUGUCCAAGCGCUGACCUUCAAAAUCAUAAAGGACUAUGUGAUGAAGAGAUUACAAAGAAUUCUUCCACUUUACAUAUAUACCAUGUGCUUACUCAUUGGGAUGUAUGCACUUGUUCCAUGGAAGUCCCUGGGAGAAGUUCCAAAGUCGCUCUUGGAUAAAUGCAGAAGGUCUUGGUGGACAAAUCUGCUGUUUAUUAACAACUUCGUUUUGAUUGACCAACGUUGCAUGGGUUGGACAUGGUACCUUGCAAAUGACUUUCAGUUUCAUCUCACAACUCCGUUCUUCAUUUUGCUCCUCUACAGAUUGCUUUCACACACGGUAUACAACACUGAAUACUACAUAAAGCCUUAUUGUCGCUAUGGUCCAUUCUUAAUUGGAAUCAUGUUGGGCAUCUUACUGCAUCACAGAAAAGGACCUUUGCUGACCAAGACCUCUGCCCUUACUGGAUGGCUGUGCUGUCUGACCACAAUGGCUGUAGUAGUUGCGCUGGGCUAUGCACUGGAUGACUCUGUUGAGUCCUAUUCUGUGGCCCCUGUCCUCUAUCAGUCGUUGCACAGGAUUGCUUGGGCAGCUGCCGUAGGCUGGAUCAUACUCGUAUGUGAAAAAGGACAUGCAGGGUUUGUUGGUACUUUUCUGUCCAGCAAGUUAUGGAUCCCCCUUGCCAAUAUCAGCUAUGCCUGUUUCCUGAUACACCCUGCUGUGAUAGAUAUGUAUUCUGGGCUACAGGAGACACUCCUUCAUUACACAGACAUCAACAUGUUUUACCUCUUCAUUGGUCACACGGUUUUGGCACACAUCAUAGGAUUUGCAUUAUGCAUAUUUAUUCAAAAUCCUGUUGAAGCGUUACGAAAGUACUUCUGA